AAAAAGGAAAUCCCAUUUGUGAAAGAAACAAGGUGAUUGUAGUUAUUUAUGCAGCUAUCAAGGGCUUCGGUGAUCUACUUUGGCGCCCUCAUCUUACUAUAAAGGGGUUUAGUCAAUUUCUCAGGUCAUUACUCAUCCUUGUGACCUUCCUCGGUCUGUGUUAUGCUUGUUUUCGAUGGCUAGGUGUCAGUGAUAUCUUUCAGACCAUACUUGAAAAGGCUGGGGUUUCUAAGGGGGGAGAGCCCUGUCUUUAUGUUUUAGUAGAUGCUUCGGGUGGGAAGGGGGGCUCCUUGUGGUGGGCCUUCUUUCCAUUUUUGGUAUGGCCGACUCCGUGGUUAACAUGAUGAAUCCAGCUUCCGGCCCAUCAAGCUCGUCCUCGUGGAAGGAGGAUUCCUUCGAGAUUCAGGUCCUGUUGGAGCCUUUUUCCGAAACGGACACGGAGGGCACCAAUUACUCACAAUGCGAGCUGCGAGUCAUCACUCAAAAAUAGAAUAGAAUAAAACUCCUAGAAAAGGAGAAUACCCCAUUUCUUCUUGAUAAGGAAAGGGGGGAAUAUUGGACUGAAAUCAAAAAGGCCCUGGAUUCCGCUCCGUCUCAACUAGAAUAUAAUCGGUUACUCGAGUUCGAGAAUCAGGAUCUCCAGAUCCGGGAGCUGAAACACUCAUGUUAUAAACUUUUUCUAAAAACGCUUUCUGAACAUCCUUACUUGUUGGAAAAUGCAAAACAACCCAAUCCUCAUGAUGCCAUUCUUUCGUUCUUUGACGAGACGCGUGAAGAACUAGAUAACGAGCUCCCACAGUCAAGCCACCUUGCAGACAGAGAAGAAGUUGCCAUUUUAACUAAAAUGGAUCACGAUAUCAGAAAACAUGGCCCCAACUCAUACUAUAUUAAGAGGAUUUUGGGUUAUUUUGAUGAUAAGGAUGACGGUUUCUAAUGCUCCGAAGGUGAUGGUUGUUAUGUUAAUGGGAAAUGCAGGGAGUUGAAACCAGAAGCUAGUGCGAACAUUUCUACGGAGGGCUGGGGUGUCGUAAUAUAGGGUAGCCAUAGGGAAACCUGUGGCUGGAUUGAAUCCGAAGGGUGCCUUGAACUGGCCCAACUAACUGGGCCGGGUCACUUCACUUUUGCUUACUACUACUUUUUUACUGCUUCUCUUGCAAAAACAGUACAGGAACUGGUUAAAAAAAAGGGGAGGGACCGACGCCGGACGGGCAGACCUCUAAAGAUCCGGUCAAAAGGAUAGCCCCAGGUACGCUUGGCGCUGGAUUGAAUCACCCCUAUUACCUGGAGUAGGUUAGUCAUUGGUUGGGUAUGGUCGGGCGAACCGACUCCCAGAUGUAGUCUGUAAGGGGCGAACUCAAGGUCAAAGAAAGCCUCUUAUCCGAUUCAGAGUUUUUCUUCAAAGCCAGAGAUUCUUCCUGAUUCACUUUUCCUUUUAAGGAAGGACCCCCAAUUGUAGGCCUGAACUCGAAUUCUCAUGCCCCCCCCCACAUAUUCUGCCAUUAAGCCUUAUUCCAGAAUUCCACAGAUAUGAUUGAGGUAAGCCCUUAGUCAAUAGGGCUAGCUUUUGAUCAAUGUUACCAGAAUCAGUCGUAUGCCCAUUUCCCUAGCUAACUAAAGAGAGAUGGGUUAUCUUUUCGAGUUAACCAUGGUAGGGAAUGAUGGCUAGGUUUCAACGCUAGUCUAUCAACAUGCAUCCUAUGUAGCGAGAUUCAGACUAUCACUAGAUAAGCUGCAACCGAUCUAGCGAAAAUAACUUAUUCUUAUAACGCGAAAUUUCAUUCUAUCUUCCAUCUCGCCAUCAGCUUUCCUAAUCGAGUUUACUUAUAAUAUAAGUAAAAGCCUAAUAUAGAAUAGAAUAAGAAAUGAAAUUAUGCCAUAUUAACAGAACUCCACUACUCGCCACUCGCCCUAUUGAUUACAGGCUGUAGCUAUCAGCUAUCGCUUCUUUCACGAAAACCAAUCCGAUACGUUGCCGGCAAGACAUUACGUCGAGCUUUCCUUGGGUCGUAUCGACGGUGGAUUUACUUCAUUCAGGAAGGGAAGAAGUAAGCGAUAGCUCAAGCAAGGAAUCAAUAAGACGGUCUAUGAGAUUGAAUCUGAACGAUCUUCUCUCUUCUAGUGCUUCCAUCCUUCCUACUUGUAUUCAUUAUUCUUUUUUCUUUUAGGUUUGCUAGUAAUUUACUUGUGGUGUCAGAUGUUCUUCAUUUGCAUCAUAGGCCUUCAUGGCCAGACUUGGGAAGGUACUGUCUAUUCUCUGCCCUCUGGCGCAGUUAGUAGCGUAGCUCAGUUCCGUUCAUCCCGGGAGUGGUGCUUUGCGGAGUAGUUUGUUUAUUUGCUCAUAUGGAAAGUCUGUCUCUUCUCAGCUCAGUUCCGUUCUUUCUAGUUUUCUGGCGGGCAGGCUAACAGGCAUCAAGGCUGAACGAAAGGGCAGCGCAGCUUCGUUCGUUCUUUCCGUCUUCAAGCUUGUUUCCAAAUUCUAUAUGGGAUUAUCUUGUCUUCUAUUCUGGAGACUCUUCCUCCCAGCCUUCUCGAGUAGCCCAGAUGCAGGUGCUUGUGGGCGCGUUUCAAUAUUAUGUAAUAUAUUAUAUGCCUUAUGUCAGAUUCUUUAGGUGGGUCCCCCCCCUAAUACCCCUGGCUUUACUGAUCACUCCUUGCUUGUUUAUUGUUAUCAAUACAAGACUAGGCUAGGACCUGUAAAGAUGUAUGUGUAUGGUGGCCCCCGUCCUCAUCGGCGGCAUACAUUGAUAGGGAGCAGUUCGAGGGGCAUUAUGUAUGUGUGGCAAGCGCUACUGCCCUUCUCUGUUCCUGAGCGGGAGGUACCCCUUGCCCCUGUGACAUUGGUCCUCUGCAUCCGAAGGGCCCUGGGAUAGUUGGGUCGACUUCUUGCGCCUGUAGGAAGAUCGGUGUGAUCUCUUCAUUCCCCGUUCUUCGCCAGAUCUCUCCGCUGGGCGAUCCGGAGAGCAGGGGCUCUGUCUCGUAUCCUGUCGUUGGCCGUUGGGUUCAGCUUGAGACUCGCUUUUUUGAAUUGAUCACACCCAUCUGGAUUGGCCCUCCAUAUGCAUGAAAGGUCUGAUUAUGGUUGCCGUAGGUCGGGUUGUAGUGGUUCGCAGACGAAAGAUCGGAUGUAGGUUCUCACUGGUCUGGCGAGUGAGAUGGACAGCCUAACUGUCAAACGAACUAUCCAUUCGUUGUAGUACGCUACGAGCAGAGCACCGAUAGUUCUGCCAGCCAUUGGGUAUAGAUGAAUCCGUCCGCGGGUCACAUCCCUUCGGAUUCCUCUCUAUAUGAGGUAACCACGUCCCAUUGGGGCAAUGCCGCCGGGCGCCCUGGACUCCCCCAACAGUCUUAUUCUCGCUGUUCUCACACGCCUAAACGUUGGGACGGCAUGAAGGAGCAAUCCCUGCCUCUUGAAUUCGACUAAAGGGUAGCCGGUGUGGAACCUCCGGCUGGAUUGGAUCCUUCUCUUAACGAAUAAGAAUAAUAAUAAGAAGAAGAAUGAUUAUGAAGGGCUUCCCGUUGAAGCUAGGAGUUGAAUCAUCGAUUGAAGUAUUUCAGUAUGAGUGCUUGUUCUGUUUCGUAUCAAGUAGGGAUCCUCUGUUUAGCUCAUCGAUCGCUUUAAUCGGUCGAGCUGUCAUCCGGAAUAUGUCCUUUGGUGAAUCUCUCCCGUGCGUCUUCGCUAGGGCAGAGCGCUCAUUCCUUUUUCAAAAUACUUCCCGGGGAAUCUCUCGUACUGUAUCGAUCGGUCAUCCGUGAACUCUCGCAUCUGUUUAGCGAAUUUCUUUUCUGUUUAGCUUAGCUCAUCCCGCUUAUCUCUCAUCUCGGUUUAUAGAAAACGUUCUUCAUGGCCCUUUUUAUUUGCUAAAUCUAAGUUUGUUUUAGGUUUGGGUCACGAUAGGUCCCUUCAAAUGCAAAAGAUAGGCCGUUUAUUGAAACUUUCAUUCUAUAAGUUAUAAGUAUAGUACGCAAGGAAGGCCCUAUCUGAAAGGAAGGUAACGGCUGGCACAUAGGGACAUCGGUUUAAGCUCCCUCAAUGGGUAGCUCAUCUCAUUGGCUAGCUAGCUCAUAUGGAAUAGGUCUCUGGCUUGCUCCUGUCCGCUCUUUGGUUAUCUAUCGGAAAGAGUCGUAAUCUUUCCUUUCUGUCCACAAACAAAUGAUUUAUAUCGAUUCCCGCGAAUCUGGAAUCUCUGUAAAGUCAAACUAUGGCAAACGGUCAAAGCGUUCUUCUAAGGGAAGAAGAAAGGAAUCUGAAGAGGAAGGUCAGAAAUUGCGUAUAAUACACAUCAUGUGGUUUUUCCAGAAAAACUGGAACAAUUAUGGAAAAGUCUUGUGUCCCAGGCCGAGCAGAGCAUAGAUUUCUUAUUUUAUUCAUGGCACCUCUCAAAUUCACAAAGUUAGGGAUGUGGUAUAGGUCUUCUUUUAUUAAUCACAAAGAUGAUUUGCUUGAAAAGAGGACUCAUUACCUAAACUCAUAAACUAUGGAUGAAAAUGCUUUUCAUUCUUUUUAAGACUCAUUACCUAAAAGGGAAAAAGCCUUCCUUACCGUAUCAAGAACUCCCUCUUAUGCUUCGUAUUCCCCUACGGAUGGUGGAUACUGAAAGACAACGGAAGGAAGGAGGGAAGGCGGCGCCGGCUAGUAGGUCUGAGUAGGACGAUACGCUUACCUUUCCCUUGCAGCAAACGUAACCCGAACAGCACACGCAAACCAUGCAGCAAGCGUAACCCUGACAUCGUGCUAUGCGCUAGGGGCUGGGAAGUGGGAGGGUGUGGGUGGUAAGCGCGGUAGGAGCUUUCUUCGCAGUGUGCGUUCUGCUAUCUGAGCGUAUGUAGCGUUCUGGCGCCUAUUGCUUUCUUUCUUUCUUUAGCUAGCUAGCUUGCUUGCUGGUGGCUAGCUUGCUACCCGACCAAAAGACUGAUAUAACAACCUCUUUCCUGGUUCUAGACCAAGCCCCCUUUUUGGAGAAGAGUUCAUUUCUUUCACCACCUUCCCCGGAAUCAAGGUCUCACGAU
Molecule: messenger RNA, 5007 nt
Organism: Ananas comosus (pineapple)
Lineage: Eukaryota; Viridiplantae; Streptophyta; Magnoliopsida; Poales; Bromeliaceae
Exons: 2
Source: RefSeq, a predicted model, not a curated record